AUGGCAUCGGCAAAGAGCCCCAGUUCGACGCCUGUCCCGACCACCGAGCAUGCGAGCGAGUCUCAGAUCCCAGAUGCAGAAUGGACGGCCAUGUUGAAAGUGCUAAAUGCCAUCUACGACUACCGCACGGAAGAUGGCUUCGAUCCGAGCAAGCUGUUCCAGCGCAAAGUCAACAAGCGCGCUAUUCCCGAAUACUACGAUACCAUCAAAGAGCCCAUGGCCCUGUCUGUCAUCAAGCAGAAGAUCCAGCGCAAGGAAUACCAGAACUUCUCCGAAUUCGUACGCGAUUUUGCUCUGAUCCCACACAAUGCGCAAGUCUUCAACGUACCGGAUAGUGGUGCAUUCCAGGAUGCGCUUGUGAUUAAGGAACAGUUGGAGAAGCAGCUGCAGAUGCUGGUCACUCAGGGUCUGAUCACUCAGGAAGUUGCGACUCUGCCAGAUUUGGGCGAGAUUCCAACAUACGAGAAUGUGCCGCUAGCCGAGCCCGCAGAGGCUGAUGCGCAAGAUGAGGAUUCCUCAGACGAAGACGCAGAGGAUGAUGACGACGACGAUGGGGACGAGGACGAGGAUGGCAGGAAGAAGAAGCGACGAGGGCCUAGGACGUCCACGUCAACAUCGAAACGAGACGCCGGGGACGAUGCGGAUGGGAAGCGUGCGCGGGGGAGACCGCCUAAGCUGCUGACUCCAAUGGAAGCGCGCAUGCAAACCAUUCUCAAAGGCAUUCGAAAGGCAAAGAACAAGGCCAAUCAGGUCAUGAUCAAGCAUUUUGAUCGGCUGCCGGACAAAACGGUCAUGCCCGAGUACUAUGCAGAAAUCAAAAACCCGAUGGCAUAUGAUCAGCUGAAGCGCAAGGUGAAGAGGAAGAAGUACAAGACAUUGGAGGACUUCAUGGCAGACAUCAAUCUCAUGUUCAACAACGCCAAGCAGUACAACCAGGACGAUUCUCCCAUCUACAAAGAUGCCGUGGCUUUACAGGUCGAAGCUGGGAAGCUAUACGAUCAAGAGAGAGCAAAGCCUGAUGAUGCAUUUGCCGACGACGAGGGCAAGGUCCCAUUACCAAAUGGUAUCCUGCACAAUGGCGAACUGUACAAGGUCGGCGACUGGGUCCACAUCCAAAAUCCUAAUGAUCUCACGAAGCCCAUUCCCGCCCAGAUCUAUCGCACGUAUAAAGCUCCAGGCGGACAGAGCAUGGUUAAUGUCUGCUGGUACUAUCGACCUGAGCAGACCGUGCACCGAUUCGACAAGCACUUCUUUCCGAACGAGUUGGUGAAGACAGGGAGAUAUCGAGAUCAUACGAUGGAGGAGGUCGAGGGCAAGUGCUUCAUCAUGUUUUACACGCGCUACUUCAAGGGUCGGCCGCGCAAUAUCGCCGAAGGUACUGAGAUCUACGUGUGUCAGUCACGAUACAACGAAACACUUCACCAAUUCAACACCAUCAAGACGUGGGCCAGCUGCUUACCUGACGAAGUUCGCGACAAGGACUACGAGAUGGACCUGUUCGACCACCCACGCAAGAUGAAGAAGCAUCCUUCACCUAUCGCUUAUCUCAUCAAAGACGAGCAAACGGAGACUGAUGAGCUCCCGAAGCCUCAAUGGGGCGCAGAAGGCGCGCCACCAAAGGUUGGGGCCGUGCAUAGACGACCUCGAAAUGAAAAGGACUCGCCGCCCCCGGAACCGACACCUCCGCCGCCACCCAAAAUGCCGACUCCACCACCACGUCAAAUUCCUCCAACUCCUCAACAUUCAUACACACCUGCAAUGGCGCAACAGCCUCAAGCCUCGCGCCCUCAGCCGGUGCCAAAUGUAUCGAUGCAGAACUACACCCCAGCUCGACCGCAGCAAUGGCCAGCGCCCGCCGCACCCUCACCCGCGCCUCAGCGACCCCCAUCAGCAACUCCGGUGAGCUAUGCGCCAGCAACUCCUCAGCAGGCGUCUGCAGCCGCCAUACCUCCGCGUCCAAUUCCACAAGUUCACCCAUCAUACCAGCAGACCCCACAAGGAAUUCCGCCACCACCAUCGGCAACGGGCUACCCACCACGUCCGCCAACCGCCAACUAUCGUGAGCCACCACCUGUCGAGGUCUAUACGCUGCCUGACGCUGCCAACUUGUCAAUCCCACCAGAAGUGCGCGAGCAGUAUCAGCGUGAUGAGUUCGGACGCGUGCUAUUCUUCACUGUUCCGCCCGUCACUGUCGAGCCGCCGGCAAACGUCCCAAGAGGCCACAGCAUUCGCUAUCUAGCCGAAAAGGCACGCCGCGCCGAGCUGAUCGAGAAGCGCAAGAAGGAACGCGAGGCUCAGAAGGAGGUCGAAGAGCGCGUCGCCAAGAAAGCUCGUACCGAGGAGACUCAGAAGAUGGCCACCACUGUUGAGGAAAUGAAGCACAAGGCACUUCAAGUUCUCGACAAGCAGCUUGCCACUUCUUUGGUCGGCGAAAUCGGCGAGCAGGAACUGAACAUCAUCAGCGCAGCUCAGAAGGCAGAACUUGAGAGGAAGAAGGCGCAGGAGGAGAACAAAGAGAAGAGGACGGCAAUGAGAAGCAUCAAGCUUGGCAGCGAUUUCUUUGCGGAUGACUGGGACUCUAGACUUGUUCAGUAG
Molecule: messenger RNA, 2595 nt
Organism: Pseudocercospora fijiensis CIRAD86
Lineage: Eukaryota; Fungi; Ascomycota; Dothideomycetes; Mycosphaerellales; Mycosphaerellaceae
Exons: 1
Coding region: 1-2595 (864 amino acids)
Biological process (GO): chromatin remodeling
Cellular component (GO): RSC-type complex
Molecular function (GO): chromatin binding; protein binding
Source: RefSeq, a predicted model, not a curated record